CUCUCUCUCUCUCAAUUGCUCCUCAUGCCCUUCAUCGGUUCAUGGAUGAAACCUCAAUGCCACAACGAUUUGUUGUGAUUGAUUUUGUUACUAGGGAUGGUUUGUUUCAAUCUCUGAUUUCGUGUUUCCUGUGGUUUGUUUUCUGUUUUUUCUAGAGGUUUUUGAUGAUUUUUUUCUGUUAGGAAUGAAGGAUUUAGGGAUGAAAACAAUGGCGAAGCAUUGAUUCUAUGCCUGUUAUCUUGUUUUUGUUGAUUUGAUGUCAUCCUGAUCUCCAAUACUAUGGUUUCCGGUGUUUUCCUCUUUUUCUGGGAUUUUUCUCUGGUGGAAUGGAGAAGAACAAUAUAAAACCGUGAUUUGUGAUCUCUGUUUUGAGAUCCUAAUUUAUUUUCUUGAUUUUUGGAUCUUUUUUGUGAGGGUUUUGUGUGUUUCUUGGGGUUUCUGUGGUGAUUUCUGGGAGGAAACCAUGAAAUUUGAGAAGCAAGAGGAGAGGGAGAUGGAGAACCUCUUGGAUGAGAUCCCUGAUGCCAUUGACAAGCAUAGCAUGCAUGAUGGAUUGCUCGGCGAUGACCUUUUUGGUGCCUCUGACUUCAAAUAAUUCAUUGUUAUGGCAAAGGUUUGUCGAAUCCCAUCAAUAUGUGCAUCACGGUGGCGAAGGCAAUGGCAAUGGCAAUGGUCACGCUCAUCCAGCUUUGUCGCCGGGCUCAUCGAGCUCCCUUUCCGGUAGUUUAUCCUCUGCCGGUGAAGACCAGAUGAUGGAUGAGCUUAGGUUGCUUAAUGGCUUUCAAAAGAUGAGCAUUGGAAGCAAACCAAUGAAUGCAUCGGCAUUAAGGAAAACCAAUUUCGAUUCAUCGAUGUUUAAGACUAGUUAUAGCAAUGUUGAUAGGAGGCAUUCUCCUGAUAAGGAUAUCGGAGCUUCACGUUGCCCUGUAUGGGCCUCAGGGGAGCAGUUUGCAGUGAAUGGUGGUUUAUUUGAUUCUUACCGACGUGAUGCUUUGAUGCCUUCUUAUGAUAGUGUCUGUACUGAACCCAUUAGAAGCAGUAACUUUGGUAGAGAGUUUUUUGAUAGGGGAGCUCAGAAUGUGUGUGGUUUCUCUUCUAGGCGUGGGUCUUUCACUGGCCAAAGCUUUUCAGAAUCAAGGAGGAAUUUGGUUGAUAAUAGAAGUGCAUUGGAUUCUCUAAUCUCUUCUUAUAGAUUGAAUCCUAAGCUGCAGUAUGAGUAUCCAAUCCAUGAUGGUUAUGUCUCUUGGCCUCCAUCUUCAAUGGAGAACGUGCAAAAUAUGGAAAAUCUUCAAAUUGAAAACAGUUUGAUUAUACAGGGUGAUGGACUGCAUUAUUUGCCUAAGGGAUUGAAGACGUCUCAGAUUGAUCACUGGCAGUCUAGAGGUGGUUUUGGGGGUACUGCUGAUAAUUGGCAUAAUCUUCGGCCGCAUUGUGCUCCUGUACAGCCAACUUCAUAUGAUCAGUUGAUGGAGAUCCAAGGUGGCAUUUACCACCUAGCAAAGGACCAACAAGGGUGCCGGUUUUUGCAAUUGAAGUUUGAUGAGGGGAAAACUCAAGUUGACAAGAUAUUUGAUGGAAUUAUUGACCAUGUUUGUGAGCUCAUGUUGAAUCCAUUUGGGAAUUAUCUUAUGCAAAAAUUGCUGGAUGUGUGUACUGAAGAACAGAGGAUUAGCCUCAUCCUCGUACUCAGAAGAUAUCCUUAUCAACUUGUCAGAAUCUCUCUUAACAUACAUGGGACUCGGGCAAUACAGAAACUGAUAGCAACUCUCAAAACAAGUCAGCAAAUUGCUCUGGUGAUCUCCGCCCUUCAACCAGGGUUUCUCGAACUCAUCACAGACGCAAAUGGCAACCAUGUUAUAAAAUGUUGCUUGCAAUAUCUUGCCAUGGAGAACAAUGAGUUUAUCUUUGACAGUGCUGCAAAAAACUGCAUUGAAAUUGCAACUCAUCAACAUGGAUGCUGUGCCUUGCUAAGUUGCAUUACUGCUUCAUCCGGAGAACAUCGAAUGAAAUUGCUGUCGGCCAUUUGUGUUAAUGGACUUCUAUUGGCACAAGAUCCUUACGGAAACUAUGUUGUUCAAUAUGUUCUCGACCUGAAGAACCCAAUGAUUAUUGCAAAGUUGGCAUCUCAAUUUGAGGGGUACUAUGUUAAUCUCUCAAUACAGAAGUUUAGCAGCAAUGUGGUCGAAAAAUGCUUAAAAGUAGUUAGUGAAGAUCAUCGGGCAAAGAUUAUACUAGAACUAAUCUCCGUCCCCCGUUUUGAGCUGUUAAUACAAGAUCCAUUUGCAAACUAUGUCAUCCAAUCUGCCCUUCAAAGUUCUAAGGGUUCUCUCCACGCUGCUCUAGUGGAUGCUAUCCGUCCUCAUGCUUCCCAUCUCCGAACAAGCCCAUUCUGCAAACGCAUUUUCUCUCGUGCUCAAUUGAAGAAGUGAAGUGCAUUUUGAUUGUUGUUGAGCUGUGUUGUUGUCCUUCAUAUUUAACGGCACUCCGUAUCAUGUUUAGGCCUGUAGAAAUAAGCGGUUUCGCCUUCUUCUGAGCUAUGUAUCUUCUGUUCACUCUGUGUAUCACCUGUAGUACUCUACUCUGUUUGUCCAUAUAGUCUAUGUCGUUACUACUGUCAUGUUGUAGACUACUGUUGUUAGCUCCUCCAGUUCUUGUUACUCAGUCAGUCAGUGAUAUACUUUU
Messenger RNA from Dioscorea cayenensis subsp. rotundata (Guinea yam), 2682 nucleotides. Its product is annotated as putative pumilio homolog 8, chloroplastic. Gene Ontology annotation, cellular component: cytoplasm. The record is from RefSeq and is a predicted model, not a curated record. Gene Ontology annotation, biological process: post-transcriptional regulation of gene expression. Lineage: Eukaryota; Viridiplantae; Streptophyta; Magnoliopsida; Dioscoreales; Dioscoreaceae. Gene Ontology annotation, molecular function: mRNA binding.